Molecule: messenger RNA, 597 nt
Organism: Juglans regia (Persian walnut)
Lineage: Eukaryota; Viridiplantae; Streptophyta; Magnoliopsida; Fagales; Juglandaceae
Exons: 1
Coding region: 1-597 (198 amino acids)
Molecular function (GO): RNA-DNA hybrid ribonuclease activity; nucleic acid binding
Source: RefSeq, a predicted model, not a curated record
AUGGUUAGUGAGGGGCUUGAGGAUUAUAAGUCAGCACAGAGUUUUCAAGAUGGAGAUGCAGCCACUACUACUGCUAGAGUACAACUGAAGAAAUGGCAAAAACCAGAUGUUAAUGAGGUGAAAGCCAACUGGGAUGCUGCUACAGACAUGGAGGCUAAAAGAAUGGGGAUGGGGAUUGUAAUUAGAGACGAGGAAGGGGAAGUGUUGGUGUUUAUUUGUGAUGUCAGAAAACAUGUUGUAGAUCCUGCUUUAGCUGAGAGUUGGGCAUUAUGGAAAGCUUUAGAAAUAUGCAAUGAACUUGCUUUGUCAAAGGUGAUCUUCGAAGGAGAUGCAGCAUCUGUCAUCAACAGGAUCAACAAAGAUGUGGAAGACCAGUCGUCGAUGGGGCAUAUUCUGGAAGAUAUCAAACAAUUUUUUAAAGGGAAAAGGGAGUGGAAUGUAAGGUUUGUGCCUAGAGAUGGGAAUAGAGUGGCUCAUCUGCUAGCCAAACAUGCUCUAGUUCUAGGUGAGGAAAAAAUUUGGAUUGAGGAGGGACCGUAUGUAAUAUGCAAUGCUGUAUUGCAUGACAAAAACUGUAAUGUCCUGAAUGAUGAGUAA